Microsporum canis CBS 113480 is the source of this 1782-nucleotide messenger RNA. RefSeq lists its product as hypothetical. Bases 1 to 1782 code for a protein of 593 amino acids. The transcript has 2 exons. The record is from RefSeq and is a predicted model, not a curated record. Lineage: Eukaryota; Fungi; Ascomycota; Eurotiomycetes; Onygenales; Arthrodermataceae.
AUGGUGAAAUACCGUUCGACAUCCGCUGUCGCGUAUGCUGGGCCUCUCCUCACCCCAGCCGCGUCUCUCUGUAUACCAUCGCCUCCUCCUGCCAAGCGAAUGCGAAUGAAGGAGGGCUCUUCCGAAAACAAUGGGCCACCAAUAAUCGGGGAUGAAGACAUUCAUAAUGAGGACUACCGGUGUGGUGGCCCGGACCUUGUCAAACUACCUGCUUUGAGCCGGUAUAUUCCUGAUAAUGGUGAAUGCCAGCUCAUGUAUGAUCAGUUAAUGGAUGAAGUCUUGCUUGUGCUCGAAAGGUGGCACGUUGAUCUGAAGGGAAGAACCCUACUCCAGCGUGCACAUCAUGAGGCCAGUGGCACAGAGACUUGGACCAAUACACUUCUGAUCCCUGCACGCAAACACGAGCUUGAUGAUACCUGGCUUGAAGCCUGCAAGGAGAUCAGAGAGAUCCUUGUCAAUAAUAACCUGGGAGAUACCACUGUUGAAAUGAUUGAUGAGAGGGCUUCCCAACGCGUUUUAUCAGCUCCAAUACCGCGUACUAACCCGUUCUAUUCCACCUGGCCGGACCUCCGCUUAACAAUCUUGAACAUUCUGGGCGAUAGUGAAUGGACUAUGCUCUCUCCUCAACUCCGUGGAGUGUCUAUGGAACCUAAAACCAUCACAAUUGUGAUCCUUGUGAAAGAAGACUCUACUUUUGAUUGGAUUGCUACAAGAGAAGCAGUUGUUGAUACCCUAGACAGCCAAGGGCUACACCAUAUAGCUGUGGAAAUACGCCAGGGCUUCCUCGCUAAGGAUGAUUGGAGCUCCAAGCCAUGUAUGGGCGGAAGUAUUGGUGCUCACUCCUCAGCUUUAUCUUCGUCUACAUUCGGUGGAUUCUUAGAAAUACAACACCCUUCGGGCGAAUGGAAGCAAUACGGACUAACAACCCAUCAUUGCGUGACUGCCAUCAAGUCUACAGCUGAUUGGGAUAGGCAUGGCAUCAAACCUGGUGACCCGGAAAAUGAGCUUACCCUUGAUUACCCCAGCCUUAGAGACCACAACCUCGCCAUUGAUCACUACAGGGAAGAAAUAGAACUUUUCAGCAAAUUAGAGACCUAUACUUCGGCAAAACAGCGCCUUGAAGAAGAAGACCCUUCUGUUUCACGAAAUGAAAGGCAGGCCUAUGAAUAUGUGAAGGGUCAGAUUGAAGUCUUGGAGGAAACCCUGGUGCAUGCCCACAACUUUUACCAGCAUGGUCAGCUUCUCCUUGGGAAAGUAUAUGCGUCGUCCGGCUAUCGAAUGAACCCAAACAAGAGAAUUCUAGACUGGGCUUUGAUAGAGGUUCCAAGCGAUCGCACCACCCAAAAUAAGCUGCCUACGAUCGACGAUGUCCCUAAAUCCUGCCGCGCCGCGUACCUACCAACAUCCAAAGUUCUACAGGACGCAAUACCCUUGAAAGCUGGUGAGAUGGGUGUCUGUAAGAUUGGCCGAACCACUGGCUUUUCAGAAGGAAGACUUGGAGAAAUUAGAGAGACUGACAUCCAGUGCUGGGUCAAAGAUGAGGACGGCCACUGGGAUAAGACGCGGGGCAUGGCUUAUCUCAUCCACCGUCGUGCGCCUUCGGUCACAUUUGGGGAACCAGGAGAUUCCGGGUCGUUUGUCUUUAGCCUCGAUGGUUCGUUCGUUGGGCUGUACCUGGGUGGCGAUCGAGACGCAGGCACUGGGCUUUUUAUGGAAGCCAGUGACCUGUUUGAAGAUAUCAAGCUGAUCACUGGUGCCCGGGAUGUUCGAAUUCCUCAAUGA